AGGAGGACACAUUAAGCCGUUUACUUUCUAUCACAUUUUGCUUCCUUUUGCCCCCGAGAAUGGCCAACCAAACCCCAACUGAUAUGCAGCAACUGAAGAAUCAAAACCAACUUAGCGUGCAGCAACCACCGCCAAAUCAAGCCCAAGCCAAUCAGCAGCAACUGAUGAAUCCAGCCCCAGCCAAUACGCAGCAGCUGACUAAUCCAGCACUAACCACUAUGCACCAAUUACCCUCUGCUAAAAUGCAGCAGCUGACUAAUCCAGCACCAACCACUAUGCACCAAUUACCCUCUGCUAAAAUCCAGCAACUGAUCAAACAGACCCCAGCCAGUGCGCAUCAACUGAUCAAAGGUGACAGGCUCUUGUUCUCAAGCUCUGAUGAAAAUGCAAUGACAAAGCAAAUUCAGGCCACUCAUUCUCCUGAUGGACGUGAGUUCGACGUCAAACCUCUACUUAAUAUCGUUGAGAACAUAUUUGAUCGUGCAGCCCCAACAAUCGAGUCUCUUGCUCUACCAGCGGCGGCUCAUCAAGCACGUCCUGAUGCUUUGGAUGACAAGACUUACCAUAGCAGCUUCAUGGCCAUGCUUGAAAGUUUGUCAUUUGUCAUUGAUCGAGUAGCUAGCGAGAUAACAUACAAGUGCUCAAGUGGUGGUGAAGCGCAUGCAAUUACUAUGUCAAUACUCAACACACUAUCAAGCUACACAUGGGAUGCCAAGUUGGUAUUAGCACUAGCAGCUUUUGCAAUGACUUAUGGAAACUUCUGGCUGGUUGCUCAGAACUACACCUUAAACCAACUUGCAAAAUCCAUGGCAAUCCUGAAACAUAUGCCUGAUAUUUUAGAGCAUUCAAGCAUGCUUAAGCCUCGAUUCGAUUCGAUCAAACAUCUCAUAAUGGUUAUGCUAGCUAUUGCCAAGUGCAUCGUGGAGUUCCAGGAGCUUCCACCUCAGUACAUUACAAUAGAUGUGCCUGCAUUGUCUGCUGCGAUUGCUCAUUUACCAAUUUCUGUCUACUGGACAAUCAGAAGUAUAGUGGCCUGCGCAUCCCAGAUUACUGGCCUUAUUGGGCUGGGGCACGAGCAUAUAGCAUCAACUACAGAGGCCUGGGAACUAUCGAGCUUAGCUCACAAACUAAGCAACAUGCAAAGCCACCUACAAAAUCAACUGGGACUCUGCUAUAAGCACAUUGAUGAAAGGAAACAUAUGGAAACUUAUCAGAACCUUCUACGUUUGUUUGAGAUGGCUCACAUUGACAACAUGAGAGUUCUGAAGGCAUUGAUUUAUUCGAAGGAUGAUAUUCAGCCACUUCUUGAAGGAACCACCAAGAGGAGGGUGAACAUUGACGUCCUGAGAAGAAAGAAUGUACUGCUGCUAAUAUCAGAUCUUGACAUUACACAAGAUGAGAUUUCAAUCCUUGAACAGAUCUACAAUGAAUCACGGCUACAUCCUUCCAAGCAGGAAAGUCGAUAUGAGAUUGUCUGGCUACCAAUUCGUGAUCCAGCUGUCCCUUUCAAUGAUAAUAUGCUAAAGAAGUUUCAGGCUCUGCAGUCUGGCAUGACUUGGUACUCAAUCUACCACCCUUCUUUAAUAGAUAGGGCGGUGAUCAAGUUCAUAAAAGAAGAGUGGAACUUUGGCAAGAAGCCUAUUCUUGUUGUUCUCGAUCCACAAGGAAGGGUUGCCUGCCCAAAUGCACUCCACAUGAUGUGGAUCUGGGGCAGUGUAGCAUUCCCUUUUACCACCAUAAGAGAAGAAGCUCUAUGGAAGGAAGAGAGUUGGAGACUUGAGAUCCUCGUUGAUGGCAUUGAUCCAAUAAUUACGAAUUGGAUCGAUGAAGGAAGAUACGUAUGCCUCUAUGGAGGAGAGGACAUGGAAUGGAUUCGAAAUUUCACCAACACUGCACGUGCAGUAGCACAAGCUUCAGGUAUCCCGUUGGGGAUGGUUUAUGUGGGAAAGAGCAACCCGAAAGAGCGAGUCAGGAGGAAUGUCUCAACCAUCAUGGUAGAGAAGCUCAGCCAUUAUUGGCAAGACCUGACUUCAAUUUGGUACUUCUGGGUUAGGAUUGAGAGCAUGUGGAGAUCCAAGAAUCAACUAGGAAAAAACUCUGAGAAUGAUCUCGUAAUGAAAGAGAUCAUGUCAAUGCUCAGCUUUGAUAGCAGUGAAGGUGGAUGGGCUAUUUUCAGUAGAAUGGCAGAUGAGGUAGUGAAAGCCAAGGGAAACAUAUUCUUAACUUGCCUGUCAGAUUACACUGUUUGGAAAGAUCAGAUUCAGCAGAAGGGUUUUCUGCCUUCAGUUAAGGAUUACCUUAAAGGCCUACACACUGAACAUCACUGCAACCGGCUCAUUCUCCCCAGUUCGGCCGGAAUGAUACCUGAAAAGAUAGUUUGCACAGACUGCGGCCUCAACAUGGAAAGGUACAUCUUGUAUAAGUGUUGCGAUGAAUAAAUAGCCAUUUAAAGGGCAGAUGUUACAGGCUUAUGCUAUAUAUGUCACUGCGGUAAUGAAUAAGCAGCAGUAGCUGCCACUAUAUAACUUACGCUAUAUAUACAAGUGAUGGUGGUGACGAUGUUCAGGUUGCUUGAUAUACUGAACUUUUUGCUAUAUACUAUGAUGAAGAGUGAAAUUUACUCGAGAAAGUGUUAUUUAUAUAUGCAAUGUUGUGACUUGCAUUAUUAUUUGUUGCCUUCACUAUGCAAUUUUGCAUGAUAUAAUAAAAUCCCUAUUUGCCUUCA
This is a messenger RNA of Ricinus communis (castor bean), 2725 nucleotides long. Its product is annotated as protein SIEVE ELEMENT OCCLUSION B. Gene Ontology annotation, biological process: phloem development. The coding region runs from base 60 to 2438 and encodes 792 amino acids. The transcript is spliced from 7 exons. The record is from RefSeq and is a predicted model, not a curated record. NCBI's taxonomy places the organism in Eukaryota, Viridiplantae, Streptophyta, Magnoliopsida, Malpighiales, Euphorbiaceae.